Molecule: messenger RNA, 2527 nt
Organism: Conger conger (European conger)
Lineage: Eukaryota; Metazoa; Chordata; Actinopteri; Anguilliformes; Congridae
Product: acyl-CoA dehydrogenase family member 11-like
Exons: 15
Coding region: 173-2056 (627 amino acids)
Molecular function (GO): acyl-CoA dehydrogenase activity
Source: RefSeq, a predicted model, not a curated record
GACAUUAAAAAGAAGAAAAAGAAGGAAGAAGAAGACCGCAUAAACAAGUUUCGUCUUCCCUGUUUUUGGGUUUUGACAGAUUCCACUAAAUUACCGAAAAUCGUGUGACUGAAAAGCGCCCCUGACUAACAGAUUAUAGCGAUACUGAGAUCAACUUAAGUGAUCUCUUUCCAUGGCAGUGCGUAUCCUGAUUUUGCCAAGGUUGGUGGUGGGUACACACAUUACCAGUCGUCUGCUGUCCACUGGCCAUGUCCAAGGAAGGACAGAGAGUCGCCCGGAGCUUGGAGUCUUCUCGCGUUCUUCCGUCGGCACAUUCUUUCAGGAGAGACCUCUUCUGAAGAACCCAUUUCUUGAAGAUGCUUUACUCCAAAAAUACCUGAGUAGGAACCUCCCACCUCAGAUUUUGGGCAGCAUUAGAGCAGACUUGGCCCAGUUUGGGGAGCGGAUUGUGAAGGAGUUAGAUAUCCUGGGCCAACAGUGCGAAGACAGUCCUCCUCGUCUGCAGCACUAUGAUGCUUGGGGUUGUCGUGUGGACCGUAUCCUUACCUGCCCUGCCUGGGCCCACAUGAAAAAGAUCUCUGCUCAGGAAGGACUGGUUGCAGCUGGUUAUGAGAGGACAUAUGGCGAGUGGAGCCGAGUUUUCCAGAUGUCGAAACUAUACAUCUACUCCCCCUCUGCUGGACUCUACACCUGUCCAUUGGCAAUGACUGAUGGAGCGGCCAAAGUUAUAGAGUCAUUUGGGAUGUCAGGGCCUCUGGAAAAUGCAUUUCAACGGCUCACAUGUCGUGAUCCCCAGCGAUUUUGGACAUCAGGACAGUGGAUGACAGAGCGGAAAGGGGGCUCAGAUGUGGCUAACGGGACAGAGACAGUUGCCAUACCCCAGGCUGACGGGACCUACAAAUUGUAUGGCUUCAAGUGGUUCACCUCCGCAACGGAUGCAGACAUGACCCUCACGCUGGGGCGGGAGCUAAAUGCUGAAGGAUUCCCCAAGCAGGGCAGCAAAGGGCUGUCUCUGUUUUAUGCAGAAGUGCGGGAUGAGCAGGGAAAUCUGAAAGGUAUUGAGGUCCAGCGGCUGAAGGACAAACUGGGGACGAGGCAGGUGCCCACAGCAGAGCUGCUGUUGGACGGCCUCCCUGCGCACAGGAUUUCAAGUGAAGGGAGGGGUGUGGCCUCAAUCUCAAACAUGCUGACAAUCACCCGCAUCCACAACACAGUCUCUGCAGUGGCUGCCAUGAGGAGGAUCAUUCAGCUGGGAAGGGAAUAUGCUGCAAAGCGCUUUGUCUUUGGGAAGUUCCUGAGGGAACAUGCCCUUCAUGUACAGACCAUGGCCCGAAUGGAGGUGGAGACCCGUGGGGCCUUCCUGCUGCUGAUGGAGGUAUCUCGACUCCUGGGCAGGGAGGAGAGCGGAGUGGCUUCUGAGCUGGAGUCCCACCUCCUCCGUCUCCUCACACCAGUGGCCAAGCUCUACACCGGGAAACAGGCUGUUGCUGUAGUGUCAGAGGGCCUGGAGUGUUUUGGGGGCCAGGGAUACAUGGAGGACACAGGCUUACCCAGAAUGUUACGGGAUGCACAGGUGUUGAGUAUUUGGGAAGGGACCACAAAUGUCCUGUCACUGGAUGUGCUUCGCUGUUUAGCCAAGAGCAAUGGUGAGGUCCUGGAGGCCUUUUACUUAGAAAUCAAGAUAAAGCUGGAAGCUGCUUCAGGAAAGCAAGCUCUGGCUCCAUCAGUGAUGGCUGUGAACUGUGCUCUCUCUAAGCUGGGCCAGUUUGUACAGGCUGCAGCCAGUCGGGCCCCCAGUUACCUGGAGCUGGCAGCUCGAGACCUGUCAUACAGCCUGGCACGCAUCUACAUGGGUGCACUUUUGAUAGAGAAUGCUGCUUGGGAGAGGGCAUCUCACUCAGACGUAUAUGCUGCAACACGGUGGUGUCAACAGGACCUUUGUCCAGUGAUGAGUAAUAAGGACAGUGGUUGGUACAACCCUGAGGCACCAGAGGACGAUGCUAUGCUAGUGUAUGAAGUGAGCCCCAACCAUCGUCAACCAAUGGAAGUGCAAUAACUGAUCACAUGGGUUAUCUCUUGACUAGCGGAUAAUCAUCACACAGGGUCUGUUGAGAGAUUGCAAUAAAAAAACUGAUGAUCAUGAAGUCAUUCUUAUAAUUUCAAGACUUGACAGAAACAAAAAAUAAUAGGGCAAACCCUCACAGUGUGAAUGUUUUAUAUUAAACCUGAAUUAUAUUUUACAGUCUAUUACAUUAUACAUUUUUUGCCAAUUUGAAAAUAUAUGUAGUUCUUCAACUCAUGCAUUCACCACACUGAUUUUUAAGAGCACUAAGUAAACUCAUUUAGUGACCAAAUACAUUAUUUUCAUACAGGACGUGUAGGUGUAUGAACACAUUUUGUACACAGAAGCCAUCAAAAAUAACACCCUUUGACUGAACUACAGGGCUUAGUUAAAAACAAUUUAUAAAUAUGUGUUUCGUGUCAGAAGAACAUGUACUCACAACAGAAUAAAGAAAAUACAAAACAA